AUGUCGAAUCGAAUUUCACAGUUCCCCCGUCUCACGUCAAGCCUCCGCGCUACUCAUCUGUCCGCUCGUCCAACAAGAAGAGCAUUCUCAGCGUGUGCAAGAUGCCGAACCGAUGGAGUCUACUCUGAACUCACGGCCAUGCGAACAAGCACUCCAUUCAUCGAGGCAUUUAAGAAACAGCGUGAUGACAAGACAAAGAUACAUCCGGUGUCUACGAACAAGGUGGAGAGGGAUCUGAGUCCGAAAACGAUGCAGGACAGCCAUACCAGAGUCAUAUUGCCUCUGGCGAGAGAUCCCUGGUUGUUGGAUAAAUAUAUCAACUCUUCCGGUCAUAUCAGACUUGGGACCAUCUUCAUGGAUCUGGAUGCUCUUGCUGGCGUCGUUGCUUACAAGCACACGGGCGAUUCGGUUAUGACGGUCACAGCAGCCGUUGAUAGGAUUACUCUCACUCGUCCUUUGACCGAAAUCUGUGACUUGGAACUCAGUGGCCAGGUCACGUUUGCUACAGGAAGAAGCAGCAUGGAAGUCUCACUGCAAGUUGCCAAAGCAGCUGCUGAAGGAGAGACCGUCAAAGAAGAAGAUAUAUUAAUGACCUGUGCUUUCACCAUGGUAUCCCUAGAUCCAGCAACCAAGAAAUCAGUAUCCAUAAGCCCCCUCAAAACCACCACACCCGAAGAACAAACACUCUUCGCCCGCGGCCAACAAAACCACGACCGCAAAAAAGCAGCCCUAGGACUCGCCCUCCGCAAACAAGCCCCAAAUGACGAAGAAUCAGAUCUGAUCCACGCCCUCUGGCUCCAACAACUCUCAUGGCACGAUCCCAACAACCCUUCCCGCAAACCCGAUAACGCAGAAUAUAUGGGAAACACACAAAUCCAAUCCGUGACCAUCAUGCAGCCCCAGUACCGUAACCGCCACAACUUCAUGAUCUUCGGCGGCUUCCUCCUGAAAUCCACCUUCGAACUAGCCUUCACCUGCGCCUCGUCCAUAUCCCACACGCGCCCGAAAUUCAUCGCUCUCGACCCCUCGACGUUUGAAAACCCCGUGCCCGUAGGCUCAGUGCUAUACCUCACCGCCACCGUCGCCUAUUCCGAUUCCCCCAUCCUGGAACACGAAUCUAGUGCGAGUUGGAGUGGGAGUGGCGGAAAGGUGAGUCCGGAGGGCAGUACGAGGGUGCAGAUUAGGGUUGAUAGUAAGGUGAAGAAUGUGGAGCAUGAUGGGGAGACGAAACCGACGGGCGUGUUUAAUUAUACGUUUGAGGUUGGCCGCGACGUGAGGAUUAUCCCGGAGAGCUAUGCGCAGUUUAUGAUGUUUUUGGAUGCGAGGAGACGGUGUUUGGUGUUGAAUGAUCACGGUCCUGCUGUGGAGGAGGGGGAGAAGGGGGGGUUGAUGGGCUAG
Messenger RNA from Lachnellula hyalina, 1398 nucleotides. It is a transcript of the gene ACOT9, whose product is annotated as Acyl-coenzyme A thioesterase, mitochondrial. Gene Ontology annotation, biological process: acyl-CoA metabolic process. Gene Ontology annotation, molecular function: fatty acyl-CoA hydrolase activity. The coding region runs from base 1 to 1398 and encodes 465 amino acids. The transcript is spliced from 4 exons. The record is from RefSeq and is a predicted model, not a curated record. Gene Ontology annotation, cellular component: mitochondrion. NCBI's taxonomy places the organism in Eukaryota, Fungi, Ascomycota, Leotiomycetes, Helotiales, Lachnaceae.